This is a messenger RNA of Myxocyprinus asiaticus (Chinese sucker), 1269 nucleotides long. RefSeq names its product orexin receptor type 2-like. The transcript has 7 exons. The record is from RefSeq and is a predicted model, not a curated record. Gene Ontology annotation, molecular function: orexin receptor activity. The coding region runs from base 1 to 1269 and encodes 422 amino acids. Gene Ontology annotation, biological process: feeding behavior; G protein-coupled receptor signaling pathway; circadian sleep/wake cycle process. NCBI's taxonomy places the organism in Eukaryota, Metazoa, Chordata, Actinopteri, Cypriniformes, Catostomidae. Gene Ontology annotation, cellular component: membrane.
AUGUCCGGGAUCACCGUUAAUUACGCUUGUAAUGACUGUUUAACAUCAACGCAGCAGCUCAACUCGACGGAAAUGUACACGCAUUCGCACAUUGAUGAAGACGAUGAACUUCUUAAGUACAUUUGGAGAGAAUAUUUGCAUCCCAAACAAUAUGAAUGGGUGCUCAUUGCUGGAUAUAUCAUAGUUUUCCUCGUAUCUUUGAUCGGAAACACAUUGGUUUGUUUUGCAGUUUGGAAAAAUCAUCACAUGCGUACAGUGACCAACUACUUUAUUGUAAACCUGUCCUUCGCUGACAUCCUGGUCACGAUCACAUGUCUUCCUGCAAGUCUUGUGGUGGACAUCACAGAAACCUGGUUCUUUGGACAGACCCUGUGUAAGAUACUACCUUACUUACAGACUAUCUCUGUGUCUGUAUCAGUUCUGACUCUAAGCUGCAUCGCUCAGGACCGCUGGUAUGCAAUCUGCCACCCCCUGAAGUUCAAGAGCACUGCCAAAAGAGCCCGUAAGAGUAUCGUCCUAAUCUGGCUGGUUUCCUGUGUGAUCAUGAUUCCCCAAGCCAUAGUGAUGGAGUGCAGCAGUUUGCUGCCGGAGCUAACCAACAAAACCAGCCUCUUCACUGUGUGUGAUGAACACUGGGCAGAUGAAAUCUACCCCAAAAUCUACCACACCUGCUUCUUUAUAGUCACAUAUUUUGCUCCAUUAUGUUUGAUGGUGCUGGCAUACAUUCAGAUCUGCCAUAAACUCUGGUGUCAACAGAUUCCUGGGACGUCAUCGGGGCUUCAGAGAAAAUGGAAGUCGCUGCAGUGUUCUGCUCAGGCUACAAGCUCAGGAGAAUCGGUUAAGGUCAGAACCAGCACCGUGUCAGCCGAAAUCAAACAGGUGAAAGCCCGACGGAAGACAGCGCGCAUGCUGAUGGUGGUGCUGUUUGUCUUCGCCCUCUGUUACCUGCCCAUUAGUGUGCUAAACAUCAUGAAGAGAGUAUUUGGUGCAUUUAAGAACACAGACAAUCGAGAGACCGUAUAUGCCUGGUUCACCUUCUCACACUGGCUCAUAUAUGCCAACAGUGCAGCCAACCCCAUUAUCUACAAUUUCCUCAGUGGUAAAUUUCGAGAGGAGUUCAAAGCAGCAUUCAUCUGUCAUUGCUCCUGUAGGAAUAAGCCGCACAAGGAGAGAGUUCGAGUGAGAACCAGCACGGAUAGCCGCAAAUCUCUGUCCACCCAAGUCAACAAUUUUGACAACAUCUCCAGGAUAUCUGACCAGGCAGUGUAG